CCACAACAACAGUACAGCCUGUGCUAUGAGAGGAUUCUAAAUUUGCCAAGCAGCUCAGGCAUCCCAUUCUCCGUGUUGGUACCUCCCUCUAGGAGACAGACUGACAGACAAGCUGGGCUGAGAGAAACGACUGGAGAAGUACUGGAACUCAGACUGGAGUGGACACUCUGACAUCAGGUUACGGUAGAACACUCUGAACAAGCCGGGGCAGAGUUGGUAAAGGCAGUCAAGUUGCUUUCCAUCACGAGAAAAGAGUCACAACGCCUGUAGAAGUUGGCCAGAGAGCAGAAACUGACUGGCACUCAGACUACCAACAGACAUAUAAUGUGCUAAAAAACAACGCUCACAACUGAAGCCUGACAAUGACGGACAAACUAAAUGGAAAUGGGCCCAAAGCCCCAGAGAAUAGGGUGAAGGGGAAGCCUCCUCCGUACUCUGUGGAAACACCCUAUGGCUUCAGCCUGGACCUGGACUUCCUCAAGUACGUUGACGACAUCGAGAAGGGCCACACCAUAAAGAGGGUCCCCAUCCAGCGCCGGAGCAAGGGGCAGAGGCCCAGCACUCUCCCCAGGAACCUCAAUCUCUCUGGGCAUGGCUACCAGCCUAGCGCCUGGGGCUCCACUGGAGCUCUGGCCUCCAGGUCUCGCCUCCCCAACCCCCACCAAGGCUAUGGCUCUUGGGCUUAUGACGGCAGAUCGCCAGCCUCCCCUGGAGGAUACAAGUCUGUGGCAGAGAUGGAAGCCCAUAUCAGGGCCUUUGAUGAGCAGCCCUUGGGGGAGCACAUCAGGCCCAAUCUCCUGCGGGCCUCCAGCCUGCCUCUCACCGUCCUGCUAAGGAAAGGUUCAGAGUCAACUGAGGAUCCGGCCAGUCUCCGAAGCUCCAGAGACCAUCUCAGAGGAAGGAACACUUCCACGGAAGACAUCUUCUACUCCCUGGACCGUUCGUCCAACUGUCAGUCCAACCAGGAUUUUUCUGGAACCAUGCGCCGACUCAAUGAAGCCCUUGAGCACAUGGGCAAGCUGGAGGAGGAGGUCCGGGUCAUCCCAGAGCUCAAGGCACAGAUCUACAUCCUGCAGGAGGAGAGGGAGAUGCUCCGUCUUGGACUGAACCCAAAACCCGCAUCCCAAACUUUCUCCAACAGGGCCAAAGACCACUCUUACGUGACCUCUGACCUCAAAAGAUCCAGGAAAGAGAGUAAUCUCUUCCUCGCCAACAAUGACGUCACCGAUGACGACUCUAACCAGACACACGAAUGGAGGACAAGCACAGACCUGGAUGAGCUUCUCACAGUGACGUCUCUGCAGGCUAAAGUAGCCAUGCUGGAGCAAAGGCUUCACGAGAGCAGCCUGGACCUCCAGAAGGCCACCGUGCUACUGAGAGAACAGCAGGAGGAGGGCCGGAGGAACGAUGAGAAGAUGUGCCAGCUGAUCAGGAAAACUGGGGACUGGGGGAGAGCAGAAAGAGUCCCUGUGGAACAAGAUGAAAAACAGACUGAGAAUUCUUCUCGGUGGGUCUUAGCAGGUGUGCAUGGUACAUCCACUAGAGAAAGCUUGAAUGUAGAAGCUUUGUCAACAAAUACAGUAACCAUUAGAACAAAUAGACAAAACCCAGGCACUCAGAUUGAGGACCUAGAAGAUGAUCAAGUUUGGCUCUCAGCUAGCUCUUUCAUGAUGGAGGCCCAAGUGAACAGUCUUGGAGCUGGUCAACACAGUUCAAAAACGGUGGUCCAUUGCUCCGUCAGAGAACCAGGCCUGGCAGUACCCAUGGAGCACAUGCCCCAGGAGGAAGCCCCCCCAGGGAGCAUGGAUCAAGCUGUGGCAGCCCUCCACGUAAAGAGGAUCCAGUGUCUCCUGGAACAGCAGUGGGAGUGUCUGUGUGGGGGGACAGCACCAGAGGGGGGCAAGGCCCUGGAGCACCAAGACCCCAAGGUCAAUUCACUGCAGGAGGAGAUGAUGAGUCUGGUUCAUACUCUUUCCUCCUACUACAUCCAUGGAUCCAGUGACAGAGAGGUUUCUCAAGGAGGGUUGCAAAGGAAGGGUAUAUUACUGGAAACUUCUGAAGUUUACCAGAACUUUCAAGUCCCAAAAUCCAUCAUGAAGAGAAAUGGGAGUGCUCGGAUGUCAAAGAACCUCCACUUUGCUGGUGUGAACGGAGGCUUUGAAACAACACCAAAUGAGGAUUUGGAUCGUAAGAGCCAUGCAAAGGAGGACAUGUCAGCGCUACAGCAACAACCAGAAGGACAACCUUACCCUGGGGAGAUGGCAGAGAAACUUGCCGACCAUGGGGGUUCAAACCACGGAGACCAGAAAGAGGGAGACCCAAGCCCAGGUCAAGAGAUGAUGGAAGGAACCGAUCCGAUGGACCAGACUACUCAAACUGCAGAACCAGACAAACAGACAGAUAGUGGUGGGGAUGUGGAAGCUGCAGAACCAGAGGAACAGAACAAGACAGACACAACACCAGAGGAACCCAUGGAAGCAGAACCAGAUCCAAACACAGAUCCCAAACAAGACAGGGAGGCUGUAGAAGGGGAGUUCAUAGCAGCAUGUCAUUUCGUCAGCGAUCACAUGGAUAACAUGGAUAACCCCAAUGAUGAAAUGAGGCGUGGCCUGGUGGUGCUGUUCCAGCAUUGGUUCCGGGUGGCGGCUGAGGAGGACUCUCUGGCCAAUACGGUGUCUGUGCACCUCAGAGAGGUGAGGACGGCCACGCCGUCGCUCCUCCCCUUCUUAGUUAACAUGGCAGACGACAACGGCAACACAGUGCUGCACUACAGCGUGUCUCACACCAACUACCCCAUUGUCAGCCUGCUACUGGACACAGGUGUUUGUGAGGUGGACCUUCAGAACAAGGCGGGGUACACAGCGGUGAUGCUGGCCUCCCUGACAGCCCCGGACAGCUCUGGGGACAUGGAGGUGGUCGGCAGGCUUAUGGAGCUGGGGGACGUCAAUGCUCAAGCCAGCCAGGGGGGUCAAACAGCUCUGAUGCUCGCAGUGAGACAUGGCCGGGGCCUGAUGGUGCGUCUGCUGCUGCGCUGCGGGGCCGACACCAACAUCCAGGACUGCCAGGGGGCCACGGCCCUCGUGUGCGCCUGUGAGAGGGGCCACACACACAUCGCCAGGCUGCUGUUGCAAGCGGCCGAGUGUGACACCAGCGUCACUGACAGGCGUGGUCGCACGGCCCUGUCUGUAGCACAGCAGGGGUCCCACGUUGACAUCACAGCCCUUCUCCAGGCCCACCAAACACACGCUGAGACGUCUGUCUGAGACUCCUUACCCCGUGGAUGGACUCAAAGACACAGAUGUUGCAGUGCAAGGAAUAUCCAAGUCCAAAUGGAACCCUGUUCCGUGCUGUCAAUAGAGCCAUUCCUGCUGCCAAUAGAGCCCUUCCUGCUGCCAAUAGAGCCCUUCCUGCUGCCAAUAGAGCCCUUCCUGCUGCCAAUAGAGCCCUUCCUGCUGCCAAUAGAGCCCUUCCUGCUGCCAAUAGAGCCCUUCCUGCUGCCAAUAGAGCCCUUCCUGCUGCCAAUAGAGCCCUGCCUACUGUAUAUAGAGCCCUUCUUUAUACCACAACUUAGGUCAAUUAUCUCCUUGUUUCUCUGUCUCCUUCCGUCUCUCUGUCUCCGGUUUCCUUUUUCUUCUCCUUCUGUCUCCUUUCUCCUUCGGUCUUCUUUCUCUGCUCCUUCUCUCUCUUCUUCUUCUGUUUCCUAUCUCUUUCUCCAUCUGUCUCUUUCUCCUUCGUCUCUUUCUCUUCUUCUUCUCUCUUCUUCUUCUGUCUCCUAUCUCUUUCUCCUUCUGUCUUCUUUCUCUUCUCCUUCUCUUUCUCUUCUCAUUCUCUUCUCCUUCUGUCUUCUUUCUCUUCUCCUUCUGUCUCUCUCUCUCUUCUCAUUCUGUCUCGCUCUCUUCUCCUUCUGUCUCUCUCUCUUCUUCUUUGUGUUGGUCACUUAUUGGCUCAGUAUUGACUGAGCUCAGCUGGUCGCAUUAGUUGCUGACUACUAGGCUCUGGCCAAAAGUAGUGCACUAUACAGUAGAGAAUAGGGUUCUAUUUCAGACACAGAUGAAGAUCUCUCACCUCCGCUUGUCUGAUUCGGUCUACUUUCCUCACUCCCUCUUGGGCCUCUAAGGAUCAGGUUGUGAGGUCAAUGACAUUGGACUGAGCUCUUCACUUCCUGUUCCUGGACAGGGAAAAAAAAAUCUUUAAAGACGUGUGUGUGUGUGUGUGUGUGUGUGUGUGUGUGUGUGUGUGUGAAUGUUAUUAUGACAGCUGUGCAAAGCUCCAAUCCUGGAGGGCGAUAUUGUCUGCUGGUUUUUGUCCUCGCCUUUAAAAUGGUCUAUUUUCUUUUUACCUGUAGCAAUCAAUGACAUGAAUUGACCCAAUAAGUGCCACGAAGGGAGAUCCCAAAAGCCAGCAGGACUGCGGCUCUUGAGGACUUGGUUUAUCCCUGUUACGUUCAUGAGAAAGGUCUUUUGAGAAAGGUUUUUGAGAAAGCGUGUUACAAAUAAAACGCCACCAAUUGGAUGGAUGGGUUGAUUGCUCUGCUGGUACUGUAAACAUUGUUGUAUUGCUGUUAUGCUAUCCCCUGGUAUGGCAUUAGGUUAGGGGAGGGUUUGGC
Molecule: messenger RNA, 4606 nt
Organism: Oncorhynchus keta (chum salmon)
Lineage: Eukaryota; Metazoa; Chordata; Actinopteri; Salmoniformes; Salmonidae
Product: KN motif and ankyrin repeat domain-containing protein 1-like
Exons: 11
Coding region: 363-3263 (966 amino acids)
Biological process (GO): negative regulation of actin filament polymerization
Cellular component (GO): cytoplasm; cytoskeleton
Molecular function (GO): protein binding
Source: RefSeq, a predicted model, not a curated record